Messenger RNA from Aphanomyces astaci, 1589 nucleotides. RefSeq lists its product as hypothetical. The coding region runs from base 4 to 1440 and encodes 478 amino acids. NCBI's taxonomy places the organism in Eukaryota, Oomycota, Saprolegniomycetes, Saprolegniales, Verrucalvaceae. The record is from RefSeq and is a predicted model, not a curated record. The transcript has a single exon.
CACAUGAUGCCAAAAACGUGGGUCGGUCGCGCGGCGGUAUGCGUGCUGGCGAUGGUCGCAACGGGGACAUCGCUGGAAGACACGAAACUUCAAGUGAAGAGACCGUUCGUCGGCACCAUCGGGGAGCUUAUGAACCUCACGCUCUCGAUUCCAAUAGGAAAAACGCGCGUGCAUCACCGCAUCGAGUCGAAGAACUCUCAGACGCAAUUCAUGGGCGUGCAAUUCUCCACGUUCGACCUACCACCUGGCGACACACUUGAGAUUUCUUCCGACAGCAACAGCUUCACGUACACAGGACACGGCCCGUCGACUCGGUUCUCGGACCACGUCCAUGGCAAGUCGGUGGUCAUCCAGUACACCCCAUCCCACCCACGCGCCAAAAAUGCACGGCCACGGACCUACGCAGGCAUUGUCGUGUCCGGCAUCUUGGAAGGCUUUCCGACGUCCACGGGUCGGGAGGACGUCUGCGGCAUCCAGCCGCAGUGGUGGCCCAACGUGUGCAACGCCACCAAGUUCCCCGCCGCGUACAAGAACUCCAAGUCCAUCGCUCGGCUCACCAUGGACGGCAUCAAGUACGGCACAGGGUUCCUCUUGGGCUGCGAUGGGUACUUCCUCACUAACAACCACAACGUCAACUCCCACACGACAGCGGCGACGCUCAAGCUCGAGUUUGGCGCUGAGAGUGCCACGUGCCGCGAUCCGUGCAACGCAGUGGCGUUGGGCUGCCCGGGCAGUGUCGUCGUCACAGGCGCGACGCUCGUUGCCACCGACAAAACCCUCGACUACUCGCUGCUGCAGUUGAGUCGAGCUAACCAGGACCUAAUCUCGUUGUUUGGGUACGUGAGCUUGCGCAAGUCCCCCCCAAAGCUGCACGAGCCCAUCUACGUCGUGCACCACCCCGACGGGUUUCCCAAAGCGUUCACGGACCGAUUGGAAAACGGCACUGAGACGGUGGUGACCAGCAUCAACGUGCAAAAUGAAUGUGGGCAAGAUCAAAUUGGGUACAUGGCCGACACCCGGGGCGGGUCGUCGGGGUCGCCCGUGUUUGGACGAAGCGACCACAAAGUCAUUGCACUGCACCAUUGUGGAGGCUGCGAGAACGUCGCGCAUGGCAUCCACAACAUCGUCGCAGAUCUGAAAACAAAGUGGAAACACAACCUUCCGCGCUGCUUCUUUCACGCCACCUCGAGCCAAAGCCAGUGCUCGCUGCCGCAGCCACACGUUGAACUCGUUGGCUACGAUAGCGGAUCUGUAUCGGCCGCAUCUCCCAAGCUAUGCUGUGAACUGUGCAAGAAACAACGCAACUGCAAUGCAUUCACAUGGACUGAAAACUUGGACCAACGGCGAAAUACGCGAGGGGGGGGCACGUGCUGGUUUAAAAGUCAAGUGGGCACUCUGGUUCGAACUACUGGCGGCGUGUCGGCGGUGGUCCUCUCAUAAUCCUGCCUGGGUCUCUUGAUAGUGUAGUAUGUAGUCUUAGUAGUAGCAGGUUUGUAUAGCACUAAGUUAAUCGAAAGAUGAAACCACGAUAUGGGGUUGAGAUCAUCAUGUAGUAUAUGACGUGUGGCGUAGGGCGUGGUCGAGCUCGG